This is a messenger RNA of Cavenderia fasciculata, 1254 nucleotides long. RefSeq lists its product as uncharacterized. NCBI's taxonomy places the organism in Eukaryota, Evosea, Eumycetozoa, Acytosteliales, Cavenderiaceae. Bases 1 to 1254 code for a protein of 417 amino acids. The transcript has 3 exons. The record is from RefSeq and is a predicted model, not a curated record.
AUGAUUGACAAAUUGAUUGUAUAUUCACCAAGUGAUAUUGUCGAUAGUCAAGUCACUUGGUUUAAACAAUUAGGGUAUCAAUAUACUGGUUCAACAUUUAAAGACAACUCUUUAAAAAAAUUAUUAUUUAAAAAAAAAAUAUUUGGCAAAAAUAAUAAUAACAAUAAUAACAUUAGUAAUAGUAAUAGUAUAUUAGAUAAUAGUAGUAUAACAGAGAAUAAUAAUAAUAUUAAAUAUUUCCAAAUUUUAUUAUACGUAAAAUUAUUAGAAUGGUUUGGUAUGCAAGAGAUAGAUGUACAUCGUGUCUAUGACCAAGACUAUUUGGAUAGAUUAGAAGAACAUAAUCCCAAGUUGGUAUAUGAUCAGGAAUUGAUUGAACACUACCACUCUGUUAAAAAUCAAUGUGCUCUUCAUGCAUCAACAAAUAAGCCAUUUAAACUACUCUAUCAUACAAUGGUGGAAUCUAAUCGAUCAAGAUUACAAUUGACACUCAUAUCCAAAGAUUUGUUUGAAUAUAUCUCUAUCAACUUUUUCAACAAUACCUACUAUUAUCCAACACAAAAAAGUCAAUACAAUGUAUUGAAAACAUUUACAUCAAUUACUUGUUUUAAAGGUCAACAACAACAACGACAACAAUACUUACAAUCAACAACAAUAAUAUCAUGGUUAAAAGAUGCUGAUAAAAACAUUACAAGAAUUAUCACUCCAAUGGCUUCAGACUUGGAGUAUAUACCAUUAUUCCAUUCAUUGUCAGUACUGGAUUUAAGUCCCUCGGCCUACUCAACACUACCAGAUAAUAUCAAACUGUCUCUUCGAUCAAUUUCAGUUGAUUUUUCAGCCAAAGAUGAUUAUUAUAAUCAUCUAGAGAAGGAAUUUCCAAAGCUGACAAGCUUGGUCAUCAUGAAAAAAACAAGUAAAGUACAACAACUCCCCAAAACAAUCAAAAAAAUCAUGUCAAAGUGUAAACAAGCAAUCGAUUUCCUCCCUCUCAAUCAAUCAGUUGUCACCUUUAAACUAUUUUCUGCAGGAUAUAGUCUGCAUGGUAUUUUAGACAAACUGUCACCAAUCAAACAUGUCAAAACUGUCACCCUACAAAUCGAAUCAUCUCCUCCAUUGGAUUUAGAUCAAGACACCGAUUUCAAACUACACAGUAUUGUAUCCAAACCACCCAUUUGUUUGAGAAACAAGAGAAGUGAUACACCAGCAAUCUACUCUGAUCUAAUAUUUCAGAGGAUCGACGUUUUAAAUAAAUAA